AUGGUUUAUUCUAUUUUCAAAAUGAAUUCAAAAAAAAAUUAUUUAGGCCGUUACAUCAACGCGAAAUCGAUUCCCUCCUACUCUCAAGCGAUUUCCAACCUUUCUUGGUUCAAACACGGUUUCGAAGCGCUCGAAGUCGAUCAAUAGGGCGAUGUGAGUAGUUUUAAAGCCAGAAUGUUGAAGAAAAUGAAUUUUUCAGUACGAGAAUAUUAAUUGCGGCGGCAGUGGCUCAAAAUUGCUCUAUUGUCCGGCGAAAACUAGCGAUGGUGAGGUUCUUUUAUUUUUGUAAAUUUGGAAAAAAAAAAUUAAUGUGCAAACCGAAAAAAAAAAUCUCUCGAGUUUAGACCCCGUAAAGUUCGAAAAUAAUACAGGGUAUACGAAAAAUCAUUAUUUGAAGCUUGCGAAACAGUAAGGAAGAAGUUGAAAAAAAAAAUUCUCAUCUUGAAUCAGGAAGUACUGAAUACUUUCAGCCACACUUCAUCAAAAUUUCAAAAGGGCACAAAAAAUUUAUGUGA
Caenorhabditis auriculariae is the source of this 515-nucleotide messenger RNA. Lineage: Eukaryota; Metazoa; Nematoda; Chromadorea; Rhabditida; Rhabditidae. The record is from the annotation of a GenBank genome assembly.